AUGCCCCGCUCAGAGGAAGCAGCGGCCUUCUUCCACGCCGUCUACGAGGCCAUUCUGGAGAUUCCUCCGGGCCGAGUCACCACAUAUGGCCACAUUGCCAUGCUGAUAGGCACGCCGCAGCGGCCACGACAGGUCGGCGUCUGCUUGAAGCAUUUGCCCGGAGACCUGACGCAACGGUUCAACAUUGACACCGUGCCGUGGCAGCGGGUCAUCAACUCCAAAGGAACCAUAUCCCCUCGCUCGCAACCAGCUGCAGCGCAGAACCAAGCGACGAGGUUGGAGGCGGAGGGCGUAACUGUUCGGCGGGACGCCAUGGGCGAGAUGAGUGUCGAUUUUGACGAGUACGGCUGGUUUCCAGACGUAUUGCCUUCUGAGGCGGCGGGUGGUGGUGCUGGCAAUGAUGACGCCGAUGACGACGACGAGGAGUGA
This is a messenger RNA of [Torrubiella] hemipterigena, 429 nucleotides long. Lineage: Eukaryota; Fungi; Ascomycota; Sordariomycetes; Hypocreales; Clavicipitaceae. The record is from the annotation of a GenBank genome assembly.